AUGGCAGACAUCAAGCCCCCGUUCACUGAAGAGACGGCACGGAAGAAGGUCAAGGCGGCGCAGGAUUUGUGGAAUACUCGAGAUCCUGUGCGUGUCUCAGCUGCCUAUACCCCCGACUCCAUCUGGCGUAAUCGCGACAGCUUCUUCAAGGGCACAGACGCCAUCAUCGCCUUCCUGAAAGCAAAGUGGGAGAAGGAGCGCUCGUACCGUCUUCGCAAGGAACUAUUCGCGUUUACGGACAACCGCAUCGCGGUGCAGUUCUGGUAUGAAUACCAAGACGCCAGCGACGGGAUGCGUUGGAAGCGAUGCUACGGGCUCGAAGACUGGACGUUCGACUACGAGACAGGCAAGAUGCGAAAGCGCCAGAUGUCUGGUAAUGAUAUCUUACUAGGGCCUGAUGGGAACGGUGAGGGCAGAUGGUUUGUCGAUGGUGUCGAUGUGGAAGAUGUGAAAAUCACUGAGGAGCAUUGGUGA
Rasamsonia emersonii CBS 393.64 is the source of this 474-nucleotide messenger RNA. RefSeq lists its product as uncharacterized. NCBI's taxonomy places the organism in Eukaryota, Fungi, Ascomycota, Eurotiomycetes, Eurotiales, Trichocomaceae. The transcript is spliced from 2 exons. The coding region runs from base 1 to 474 and encodes 157 amino acids. The record is from RefSeq and is a predicted model, not a curated record.